This is a messenger RNA of Pelagomonas calceolata, 1161 nucleotides long. The record is from the annotation of a GenBank genome assembly. NCBI's taxonomy places the organism in Eukaryota, Pelagophyceae, Pelagomonadales, Pelagomonadaceae.
GCUAGACCCAGCGCGGCUGUUGCGCGCAGCGGCCCAAAACGAGGCAUAACUGAACACGCAGCGCUGCCAAAACGUGGCUCUGUGGUAGACUCAUCUUGCAAGAAGUACUGGCUUCGAAACGCUACAAGUUUACAAAAAUGGCAGCGCAAACAGAGGCAGCCGAGAGCCGCGAGGCCAAGGUCAUGCGCCGCCUGGCCGGCGCCCUCGACGACUACGGCCUCUCGACCAUCGGCAAGUCCGUGGCCAUGGCCUACCUCCGGAAACUUCCGGAAGACGACAUGGCACGCGUCCGCGCGUGGUGGCUGCGCAAGCUUAAUGGUAGUGACCUCGUCCCUCCAUCGAACACGCCGGCGCGCCAGCGCGGCUGCCCCGAGCUCUUCGAAGGAUUAAGGGCGCAACCCGUCUGGUGGCGCGGAUGCGAGGAGACUCGAUCAGAAUUCCCGCCGGAGCUGGCCUGGGUGGCGGACGUCGAAAGGAAUGCGCCGGCGAUGCGCGAGGAGUUGCUCAGACUCAGAGAUCAGGGCGAGGAGCACUUCCAGCCGUACCGCGCGCCGUCGAGCGAGCAGAAGGGCGGGAGGGGCGCGACCGAUAGAGGGGACUGGAAUGUCUUUUAUCUCGAGCUGCACAAUAUGGACUUUGAAGCUCACAGGGAGCGGUGCCCCGUGACGUGUGGAGUGUUGGAGCGCAUUCCUCAAACCUACGGCCACGCGUUUUUUAGUUCCACGGCCUGUAAUACGCAUAUCACGGACCACAACGGGCCGACCGCAAAAAAAUUAAGAUGCCACCUGCCUUUACUCUGCCCGGCCGAGGGCUGUAGAAUAAGGGUGGGAGACGAAAUCGUAAGGAUGGCGCGCGACAAGGCCAUAAUUUUCGACGAUUCCUUCAAUCACGAGGCCUGGAACGACCACGCUUCUGAGGCGCGCAUCGCCCUGAUCUUCGACGUGUGGCACCCGGACCUCUCGGCGCGCGAGGUCAAGUUCCUCAGUUUCCUGCAGACGGCGGCGAUGAAGCGCGCCAAGCGGGUCUGCGAGGCCGCGGGCGUUGUCGGCGACACGUUCUACUCGGUCAUCGACCAGGGGCGGCGCGUGCGGCCCGAGGACGCGCGGGUCUGGGGCGCGGCGGCGGCGGCGGCGCCGGGCGACGCGUAAGUUUUCGUUUUUG